UAUUUUUCUAGCAAAUAACGGUUGAUAUGAUCAAAGAAACGAUGUUAAUGAAUCAAGACGCAAAAGGUUUCAUACUGGUCGGGUUCCCGAAGAAUCACCGAAUGUCGAACAUAUUCAAUCGGCAAGUUAAGUGGCCUGAGAAGAUCGUCGCUUUGGAAGUUGAUAACGAGGUUGCAACAACGAGGCUACAGAACAAGUUGUCAGAGCUAGGUCGACCGGAGUCGGAGAUCAAUGCGGCGAAACAGAUCGUCAAGGAAGCUGCGCACAAAGUCAAGAAUGUUCACAAGCGGUUCGGCAGCCAUGUUGUUACGUUGGACAGCAGUGGGAACCCUAAGAUCCUGGCUUCAACGCUAAAAGAAAUACUAUCUGAUACCAUUGAAAAAAGUAAAAAGUCAGAAGCGAAACUAUCCAGUCCUGCAUCAGCUCCAACAUUUGUACCAAAUUCACCAACAGCCAAUACUCCAUCAGCCAAUGUUCCAACAGCUGAUGCGCCAACACCUAAUAUUCCGAUACAAUCUGAAGUCACAGUUGAAGCGAUAUAAUUUUUAUAGUGCUGUGUUAGUUGUGAUGUAUUUUAAAUUUUGUUAUAAUAAAUGUUACUUUAUAUAUAUAUACCUAGUCUUUCUUUCUAGAUCUUUCUACUUCUAAAAUGCAGUAUAAAAAAGAUAAUGCUAAAUA
This is a messenger RNA of Melitaea cinxia (Glanville fritillary), 678 nucleotides long. RefSeq lists its product as uncharacterized. The transcript is spliced from 3 exons. The record is from RefSeq and is a predicted model, not a curated record. NCBI's taxonomy places the organism in Eukaryota, Metazoa, Arthropoda, Insecta, Lepidoptera, Nymphalidae. Bases 27 to 542 code for a protein of 171 amino acids.